This is a messenger RNA of Cottoperca gobio, 3507 nucleotides long. It is a transcript of the gene adgre5a, whose product is annotated as adhesion G protein-coupled receptor E5a. Gene Ontology annotation, biological process: adenylate cyclase-activating G protein-coupled receptor signaling pathway; cell surface receptor signaling pathway. The coding region runs from base 379 to 2742 and encodes 787 amino acids. The record is from RefSeq and is a predicted model, not a curated record. Gene Ontology annotation, cellular component: plasma membrane. Gene Ontology annotation, molecular function: G protein-coupled receptor activity; calcium ion binding. The transcript is spliced from 19 exons. Lineage: Eukaryota; Metazoa; Chordata; Actinopteri; Perciformes; Bovichtidae.
UCAUUAGUAAAGGCAGAUGACGAUUCAAAUGGGGAUAAAGACAGACAAGGAGAGUGAGAGAGGAGAGAUCAUUGUAUGAGAAGAGAGGCUAAUGAUUCCAGCAUUAUUAAUAUAUUUUUUAUUUUUCGGUAUCGGCAUAUACUGUAGCUACUUUUGCGAGUCCAUUAACGGGAUGGGUGGAUGAAUUUUCUUUCCUUUACGUUUUGUGAGUUACAGAAAGAAGUGGGGGACCUUUCAAAUUAAAAAAAAAAAAAUUAUAAGAAGAGUAGCGAAAGAGACGACAAGAGAGGGAAAUUGCUGUGCCAUCUAAAUGUAGAGAGUUUCCAGUUUUUGUUGUUUUAACUUUCCUUGUAGAGAUUUGGACAGUGUCUCUUCACCAUGGCGGGCAGGUGGAACCUCCUGAUACUCGCUCUCUCCCUCUCCCUCUCCCUCGCCAUGUCGCUGGAGUGCCCUCCAGGAUUUAGCUUUGAGAAGCAAAAAUGCAUUGAUUAUGAUGAAUGUUCUAAUGAUGAGGACUAUCCUGAAGAGGUCGGGCCAUGUGGAGAGAAUGCGGCCUGUUUCAACACGUUUGGCAGCUUCUACUGUCAAUGUGCGGAGGGUUUCAGAUCAUCGACAGGGAAUAGGAAUUUUUCAGCUGUAACAUUUGCAAUAUGUAAAGAUAUCAAUGAGUGUUUGGUGGACAGUGGCAUCUGUGGACUUAAUGCCAAAUGUUUCAACACAAUGCCACAUUAUUCCUGCAUUUGUGAUGAAGGAUUCAUUUCCACUAACGGAGUGGAACGUUUUCGCCACGGUGACAACGUUACAUGUAAAGAUGUUGAUGAAUGUCGAGAGGAAAAGGUUUGUGGUCAGAAUGCAACAUGCGUCAACACACCAGGCAGUUAUCACUGUGUCUGUAAUGAUGGCUUUGGACUGAAAUCUGGCAAAUCUAACUUCUUUGGCAAUCAGGAGCAAUGUGAAGACAUAUGUAUGAUUGAUACGACAAUCUGCGGAAAUGGAACCUGCCACCGUGUAGCCAGCGGCCUUGACUGUGCAUGCCACGCAGGGUUCACUAACUAUGGCAACAAAGGCUCUCGCUGCACUGCGUUAAACUGUGAUAUAUUCAAAGAUAUGAAGAAUCUGACGGAGAAAUUUCCCGUUGCCCAUGAUCUCAUGAUGCAGUUGAAAAAGAACUGUCUGGAGCUCACAGAAAGUGAGAAUCCAACAGAACUGGAUAAAGAGGACCCACUGACGAGACUGUUGUCUGUGAUCGACAAGUUGUUGUCCAGUGGAGCCAUUAAUGAUAACACGAAAGUCUCCACCUUUCUGUACAUGGUGGAGGAACUUAUGAGGUUCAUAGGACCUUUCAUGAAGCCCCCUGGGACAACAAGAUUCUCCACUCACACGGAUGUGCAGCUGCUGCUACAUAAGGGGGCUGAUUUACCCCAGGGAGCUGUUACUUUAUCAUCUAAGGCUAAACAAUCUCGGCUGGACAUCCUGUUGGAGACAGCCGCUGGAGAUCCCUCCUAUUACCCUGGCUUUACAACGGUGUCUUUGCUGAGCUAUGGAAACCUGGAAGACUUUGCAGAUGGCUUCUUCAGUGGGAUGAAAUCUCAAGUGGAGAAAAGCUACAAGAUCAACUCUAAAGUUGUGACUGUCACUGUCAGUAACAGAAACACAAGCCACCUUAAAGAGCCAGUCAAUUUGACUUUAUACCACCUCACAAAGACAAAUGAAUCCAACCACACAUGCGUGUUCUGGGACUCCUCAGUGGAAGGAGGGUCAUGGUCUGCUCGUGGCUGCAAUGUGGUGAAGUCCACACCUGAAUACACUGUGUGCUCCUGCAACCAUCUGAGCAGCUUUGCUGUGCUCAUGGCACUCUAUGAGAUAGAGGACAAGUUUGAGUUGCAGCUGAUCACCUGGGUGGGUCUGUCCCUUUCACUAUUGUGCCUGUUCAUCUGCAUCCUGACGUUCUCGUUGAUCCGCUCCAUCAAAAGCCCAAGAACUACCAUCCACCUGCACCUGUGCAUCUGCCUCUUCAUUGCCACCCUUAUCUUCCUUGCAGGCAUCUCUCGUACGGGAAGCCGGGUUGGCUGUGCAGUGGUGGCAGGGCUGCUGCAUUUCUUCUUCCUGGCAGCAUUUUGCUGGAUGUGUCUAGAGGGCAUACAACUCUUCAGGAUGGUAGUCCUGGUCUUUAACACCAGCUUUAAAACCCUCUACAUGAUGGCAGGUGGCUAUGGAGUCCCAGCUGUUAUUGUUGCAGUUUCUGCCUUAGCUAAUGCCAAGGGAUAUGGCACAGAGAAACAUUGUUGGUUAGACCUGAAAUCCAUUUGGAGUUUCUUUGGUCCUGCCUGCGUCAUCAUUAUUGUAAACAUUUUCUUCUUUCUCAUCACUGUGUGGAAGUUGGCACAGAAGUUUUCAAGUUUAAACCCUGACCUGGAUAAUCUGCAGAAAAUAAAGACGUUCACCAUUACUGCAGUGGCUCAGCUGACUUUGUUGGGCACCAUGUGGAUCUUUGGUUGUUUCCUGUUUGAGGGGAGCAAUAUAAUCAUAUCGUACCUGUUCACCAUCUUUGGCAGCUUUCAGGGGGUUAUGCUCUUCGUCAUGCACUGUCUGUUUUCUAAACAGGUGAGGGAAGAAUAUGGUAACAUCCUGUCCAGAUGCUGUGCACCUCGGAAGAAGAGCUACUCAGACUUAAGUUACUCGCACACCAGCAAAGCUCAUGCAUCCAAGAGCACCCAGGACACAGGAGAGUCUCGCAUCUGAGGAGCUAAACAGUGACUGGGAACAAAGUCUGAUGUAUUUCUGCCAUCUAAGACCAAUGGCCAACUACUGCCAUGUCGUUUGUAGUCAGUGCACCCGUUUGCUUCACUGCAAAAUGUUGUAAAUAGUCAUUUACAUUUUGCUAUUGAGAUGUUCUUUGUAUUUUAAGCUAUUUAAAAGGGAAAUGUUGAUUGUUAUAAUUUAAUACAAAUGAUAAUUGUAUGAAGACCUGUUUUAUCAGGUACAUCUAAUAUGGCUUGUCGUGUUAUCCAGGUACUUCAACCGGCAAAGACAAGAGACGAGCACUUUUUUCUGUAGAACUUGUCCAGCAUAUUUAAAUCUAUAUUAUCUAAAUGUGACCAACACAAAGAAGGACAAUUAUGAUAUUUGUAAUGUAUGUUUGUGUAUAUAUUGCUGGGCAAUUUAGUAUGUAUUAUAGUAAGUGACUGCAUUACUGCUCCAUUCUGCGUUCUGUAACAUGUUAAAUGUAUUAUAUCUAUAUUUCAAAAGAGUUUUUUAUUUCAAAGCUUGAAUGUUCAAAUAUAACUUUUGUUACUAUUGUGUUUUAUAAUAUUUGUACUGUUGUAAGCACUGGUUUAAGCACAGGUUUGGACUUGCUGUUUGAUGUUUGCUCAAAAUAAUCUUCUUUUGUUCUGUAUUUCCGAUUUACAUUUUUUGUCUUUCAAAGUUUGAUGUAUUUGAAAUUGUACUUGUUAUGCCUCUCCUGAAAGCUUUAAAUUAAAUAAAUAUUAUGUACCUCAUGUUUAA